AUGCGUCGCCCAUGUUUGACAGAAUGCAGAGCAAACCCUCACGGCUCGGGUCGUCAAAGAAACUGCACCGAUAUCGCUGCCCUCUCAAGCAAAUACAUGACAGUUAGAUGGCAGUAUCUUCAACUGUUAACACUCCGCCAAGGAAAGGUUAAUUCGCCCUUUUCAACCACAGACACGAAUGAAUAUUUCCGGCUUCUCAGCCUGAACCCCGUCUUCUAUUCCGGGGGCUUCAACUUGAAGGAAGACGUUGGCGGAAAGGCGUGUAAAGCAGUAAGUAAACUCGCUUCGGAUAUUUGCAAACGAUCUAAUCGGGUUCGCGUCCCUGCAGACGGAGAACUCUCGGAAGACAAACGGCAGCCUUUCAGUCCAGUAUGUGUUAAAGGUGCCGAGUUUCAUCUGAAUCACCAGCUAUCUACUCAAUACGGGAUAUCAUGCCAGGUUUUUUCACCAUCUGACCAGUAUUCUCUCCUUCGACAACGCAAGGAGCUCGUCAUCAUGUUGGCUAUCAGGGAGCUUCUCAACCCCGUUCAACAAGAUGAUAGUUUCGAAAGCGGUUCCCAAAGAAUAGCUCGGAGUAAGAAUCAGAUCUCGUACCAUGUGCACCAGCCCCGAGGUUUGCAUUCACAACAACACCAAACAGCGGGCAUCCAAAACCAGCGCAUUCUGCUUCCACCACCAAGCACGCAAGGCUCAGUCAACUUCCCUCCGUUUGAAAAUGUCGACGAGAGUAUAAGGCAGAAGAUACUCGCGUGCAAUAUCCCGGAGUUCGGGUGUAUUGCAAGUUCCUGUGAACACAUUCCCUACAACAGUUCAAAGAAGGACUUCUUCGCGAAGACAGGACGAGAAUGUAUUGAAGGUCUGAAACAUGUCGUCUUUGCAAUGACUGUAGCUGAUGAGAAAACCUAG
Molecule: messenger RNA, 906 nt
Organism: Pochonia chlamydosporia 170
Lineage: Eukaryota; Fungi; Ascomycota; Sordariomycetes; Hypocreales; Clavicipitaceae
Exons: 3
Coding region: 1-906 (301 amino acids)
Source: RefSeq, a predicted model, not a curated record